UGUGCCCAAGCCCGCGAUCGCCUACAGGACACCUUUUCCUUUUCCCUUCCACCCAAGCCACACACAUUCGACGCUUGCUAGGCCGCGCCGCCGCCAGUCGCAAUCAUGGGUCUCGCUUUUUCCAAGAUUUUCGACAAGCUAUGGGGGAAGAAGGAGAUGCGAAUUCUUAUGGUCGGUCUCGAUGCCGCCGGUAAAACCACCAUUCUGUACAAGCUGAAGCUUGGUGAAAUCGUCACCACCAUCCCCACCAUUGGCUUCAACGUCGAGACUGUUGAGUACAAGAACAUCCAGUUCACCGUGUGGGAUGUCGGUGGUCAGGACAAGAUCCGUCCUCUGUGGAGGCACUACUUCCAGAACACCCAGGGAAUCAUCUUCGUCGUCGACAGCAACGAUCGGGAUCGUAUCGUCGAGGCCCGAGAGGAGCUCCAGCGCAUGCUGAACGAGGAUGAGCUGCGAGAUGCCAUCCUGCUCGUCUUCGCCAACAAGCAGGAUCUGCCUAACGCCAUGAAUGCUGCCGAGAUAACUGACAAGCUCGGCCUCCACAGCCUGAGGCAACGCGCCUGGUACAUCCAGUCGACCUGUGCCACAUCCGGAGAUGGUCUCUACGAGGGUCUCGAAUGGCUCGCCACCACUCUCCGAAAGGCUGGCCACCAGUAAAACAAUAAAAAACCAACAAAGACCCUCGACUGGUAGAGCUUCCCGCUCUACAUCCCGCUUCCCUACCGCACACUCCCGC
This is a messenger RNA of Trichoderma reesei QM6a, 736 nucleotides long. Its product is annotated as ADP-ribosylation factor GTPase of the ras superfamily. Gene Ontology annotation, biological process: intracellular protein transport; vesicle-mediated transport. Lineage: Eukaryota; Fungi; Ascomycota; Sordariomycetes; Hypocreales; Hypocreaceae. The transcript has 5 exons. The record is from RefSeq and is a predicted model, not a curated record. Gene Ontology annotation, cellular component: cytoplasm; plasma membrane. The coding region runs from base 106 to 657 and encodes 183 amino acids. Gene Ontology annotation, molecular function: GTP binding; GTPase activity.